Chelonus insularis is the source of this 2606-nucleotide messenger RNA. Its product is annotated as sodium-independent sulfate anion transporter-like. Gene Ontology annotation, biological process: transmembrane transport. Bases 490 to 2397 code for a protein of 635 amino acids. Gene Ontology annotation, molecular function: sulfate transmembrane transporter activity. NCBI's taxonomy places the organism in Eukaryota, Metazoa, Arthropoda, Insecta, Hymenoptera, Braconidae. The transcript has 8 exons. Gene Ontology annotation, cellular component: plasma membrane. The record is from RefSeq and is a predicted model, not a curated record.
GUGAAUAUUUUUGUGAAUAAAUAAUAAUAUUUAAAUAAACAGCCAUAUUUUUUUUCAAAUUUUCUAUUAAAUUAUAAGAGUAAUAUAAUUGACGAAAAUAAUCAUAUUAAGAUAAUUUUUACUUGUUUAAUGUACGUACAAUUUGAAAAUGGUUUUACUUGUCCGGAUUUCGAAGGAGAGUGAAAAGCAGUUUGAAGGCUAUAGAACACUUUUUUACAUACUGUUUCGUGCCUGAGUUACCCUGGGUAGUAUAAUCGAGUGCAUUAAAUAACGAUGCAAGACUUGCAUGACUUUCAGUGCGUCGCAUGGCGCGAGCGUAAUAAAUUAAAAUAGCCUAAAGACUUUCGUCUAUGUACUCUACAUGUUGAUAUUUAAGCAUUGACCAUUCUGUCUCAUCACUACUUGGCUCAUCAUUUUGUCUGGCUUUAUAAAUACAUCAAUUUAUUCAAACGGCAAUAAACGACCAACUAAAUUAUUCAACGAUCCAUUAUGGCAGUUAUUCAUAAGCAAGAAGAACGAAAGAUGAGUCCUGAAAAGUUCAAAAACUUUUUUUUGAGAAGAAUUCCUAUAUUAUCUUGGUUACCACAAUAUAAUUCGGAAAAAGCAUUGAGUGAUGCUAUUGCAGGAAUAACGGUUGGAUUAACAGUUAUGCCACAAGGAUUAGCUUAUGCAAUUCUUGCAGGACUCGAACCUCAGUAUGGUUUAUACUCAGCAUUUAUGGGAGCAAUAGUUUAUGUAAUAUUUGGUUCAUGUAAAGAUAUUACAAUUGGACCUACUGCUCUAAUGGCAAUUAUGACCCAUGAGUACGUUCAAGGAAAGAGCGCAGAUUUUGCUGUACUCCUUGCAUUUCUCGCUGGAUGUCUUCAAUUAGUGAUGGCAUGUUUACAUCUAGAUGUUCUUAUUGAUUUUAUAUCAAUUCCUGUUACUGUUGGCUUUACGUCUGCCACAUCAGUGAUUAUUGUUGCUUCUCAGCUUAAAGGAAUACUAGGAUUAAAAAUCACAUCUUCUGGAUUUAUUGACACUAUUAAUCAAGUCGUUAGAAAUAUUGGGGACACUAAUCCGUGGGAUGCUGGAAUGAGUUUUCUAUGCAUUUUUUUUCUUCUCCUUUUACGGAAAAUGAAAGAUAUUAAAUGGUGUUCGAAAUCAGAAAAAUUAUCAAGAGAACGAAAGAUAUUAACCAAAAUAAUUUGGCUAGUCUCCACUGCCCGAAAUGCAAUCGUUGUUAUUGUUUGCUCAACUAUUGCUUACCAAAUGAACUCACCUGAAUCUGAAGCGCCGUUUAUUCUUACUGGACGGGUAAAGCCGGGUUUACCGUCAUUUAGUUUACCUCCAUUUUCAACUCGCAUGAACGAUCGUGACUUGAAUUUUAUAGAUAUGUGUGUAGAACUUGGUCCAGCUAUUUUUCUUGUUCCAAUUAUUGGUGUUCUCGGCAAUGUAGCCAUAGCCAAAGCAUUUGCCAAUGGAGCAAGUGUUGAUGCGACCCAAGAACUUCUAACUUUAGGUCUUUGUAACGUCUUAGGAUCAUGUGCUCGUUCAAUGCCAGUAACUGGAUCCUUUAGUAGAUCUGCUGUAAAUCAUGCGAGUGGUGUGAAGACACCAAUGGCUGGUCUCUAUACUGGCCUUCUUAUUAUAUUAGCUCUCAGUCUUCUCACGCCAUAUUUCUACUUUAUUCCUAAGGCAUCAUUGGCGGCAGUCAUUAUUUCUGCAGUUAUUUAUAUGAUAGAGUAUGAAGUUGUAAAAUUAAUGUGGAAGUCUAGCAAAAAGGAUCUCAUACCCAUGUUCGCGACAUUUUUCUUGUGCCUUGUAAUUGGUGUAGAAUACGGCAUAUUAGUUGGCGUUGGUAUAAAUCUUAUGUUUUUACUCUAUCCAUCAGCCCGUCCAAAUAUACAUAUUGAAAAAUGCGUGACUGAAUCUGGAGCUGAUUAUCUUCAAGUUAUUCCUGGGAACAGUCUUUAUUUUCCAGCAGUGGAUUUUAUAAAGCAAUUUGUAGAUCAUGCUGGUAUUAGAGAAGGUUCUAGCCAAUUACCAGUUGUUGUAGACUGUAGAUAUGUCCUGGGUGCCGACUUUACUGCUGCAAAAGGAAUCGCUGCAUUGAUUGGAGAGUUUAAUACACGGAAACAAGGUCUUUAUUUUUUUAAUCCUCGAUCCGACGUAGUUGCCGUCCUACGCGGUGCUUGCGGAGAAGACUUUCAAUAUGUUUCCACUCAAGAGGAAUUGUCGUAUUUACUUUAUCGAAGCCGUGAUAAAUCAACUCGUAAUCUUUCAACAUUGAAAAGGGAUCAUUCAAAUGAAGCUUUGAACAACACCAAUAUAGAAUUAACUCAUCGGACAAUCCAUACAAAUUACCAUGAGCUCAACGAAGUUCGAACAGCUCUGUUACCUGCAACUGCCAGUUGAAAUGAAAUUUGUCACAAACAAUAUUGUAUUUUUACUUUAAGACACUUUAGUGAUUGUUUAUAUAAAAAUGUGACCAUGACGUAAAAAAAAUACCUGAUCAGUAUUCGGUGAUAAUUAUACAAAAUUUGUAGAUCUGCCAAUACCAAUUGGUAAAUAAUUUUUAUUAAUAUUUAUCGUGAGAUAAUUCAUGGUAAUAGAAGAAUCUAUUA